AUGGAUCCAACCACCCAAAAGAGCAUCAAAACACGCAUUUGCAUGAUCUCAGACACCCACACCAAAACACCACACCCGUCUCCCUGCACCGACAAGGCCUAUCGCCAUCCCCUCCCCAAAGCCGAUGUCCUGCUACAUGCCGGCGACCUCACCCAAAUCGGCCGUUUACCUGAACACGAACUCAUGGUGGGCAUGCUCAAGCAAGCAGACGCAGAACUAAAACUCGUCAUUGCCGGUAACCACGACAUCUCACUGGACAAAAAAUACUAUGCCCGCCGGGGCGCAGCGAGGCAUGGUUCGGCCAGAGUCGAAGAUCCAGAUGAGAUUAAGAGUUUGUAUACAAAUGACGAAGCUCGACAGGCAGGGAUCGUGUAUAUGGAAGAAGAAGUGAAAACCUUUGAGUUGAAGAACGGUGCGCGGUUUACCGUUUAUGCGUCACCCUAUACGCCAGAGUUUUGCGGGUGGGCGUUUGCGUAUGAACGGAAUGAAGAUCGAUUCAAUCUUCCUGAUUCUUCUUCUCCUCCUCAGCAGGUAGAAGGAGGAAAAAAGUUUCAAGCAUCGAACCCCGUCCCCUCGUUUCCAGAGGUUGAUAUCAUGCUGACCCACGGUCCGCCCCUGGGCAUUCUGGAUCAAGUGGUCUACGGCAAAAGAGUAGGCUGUGAGCACUUACUCAAAGCGUGUACGCGUGCAAGACCUCGUUUACAUGUGUUUGGCCAUAUCCACGAAGGCUUUGGCGCAGUGCGGCACAACUGGGUUACAAGCACGACAGAGACAAUACCACAAGACUCGGAAACGGUUCGGGAACAGAGGUCGUGUUAUUACAAUAUCGGAAAUGAUGGGGAGAAUCAGCCGUUGGUGUUUGGCGAGGAGACUUUGUUUGUCAAUGCGAGUGUGGUGACGGUGAGAUAUCAUGCGGAUAAUGCGCCGUGGGUUGUGGAUUUGGAUUUACCGGCUGUUUCUUGA
This is a messenger RNA of Talaromyces rugulosus, 963 nucleotides long. RefSeq lists its product as uncharacterized. The record is from RefSeq and is a predicted model, not a curated record. NCBI's taxonomy places the organism in Eukaryota, Fungi, Ascomycota, Eurotiomycetes, Eurotiales, Trichocomaceae. Bases 1 to 963 code for a protein of 320 amino acids. Gene Ontology annotation, molecular function: hydrolase activity. The transcript has a single exon.